Messenger RNA from Cokeromyces recurvatus, 1185 nucleotides. RefSeq lists its product as uncharacterized. The record is from RefSeq and is a predicted model, not a curated record. Gene Ontology annotation, cellular component: nuclear membrane; nuclear pore central transport channel; nuclear pore nuclear basket. Gene Ontology annotation, molecular function: structural constituent of nuclear pore; phospholipid binding; single-stranded DNA binding. The coding region runs from base 173 to 946 and encodes 257 amino acids. NCBI's taxonomy places the organism in Eukaryota, Fungi, Mucoromycota, Mucoromycetes, Mucorales, Mucoraceae. Gene Ontology annotation, biological process: regulation of DNA-templated transcription; nuclear pore organization; NLS-bearing protein import into nucleus. The transcript is spliced from 5 exons.
AAUACUAAUAAUCAACAACAAAUGGCUUCACCUUUUGAUAAGCCAAAGUCUGAACUUACUCAGCAAGGUCUUUUAGAUCUUCAGAAUUGUUUUAGUGACAAAAUGAUACCUCAAUUCAUUAUUACUCCUAAUAGUGUAACACAUUCUUCUGUCUCUAUGAAUGCUUUCGUAAAUGGUAGAACCCGAAGUAUUAAAAGUGGCUUAUUUACCUGCCUUAUUAACCGCACCUAAUGAAGAAUACUAUGGUCGUUAUGACCAUGAUAAAGCACUAACAACCUGGGGAAAAAAGAUGCGUCUCUUUGAUGAGAAUUCCUCUGAAGGACCCAAGAAAGCAGAAAGCUUGAAAGGAGUAUUUUCUGAUUCUCAUAGUCAUAAAAGUAGUUUUGAUAGAACAUUGAAUAAGUUUAAAGAUGUAGAUGUGAUUCCUACCAAGUCCAUUACGGAAGUUGGUAUUCAACCUACUAGAUAUAAGUUUGAUGAUUUAUCGCAAAAAGAUGAGAAAUUAGCUUCAAUUGCUUUCUCUUCAAAAGCAUCCAUGAAUGAAAGUAAAACAAGAGUUCGUGUCUUUGGUUUUGAUCCUAGUAAGACAGAAGCUAUUCUUAAAUAUUUUAUGGCAUUUGGAAACUUAGUAGAGCCUUGUUCUAGUCAAGGAAACUGGAUUACUUUUAAAUACACAACUCAUGAAGCAGCCUUAAAGGCAUUAAAAUGUCAUGGCAAAGUGAUGCAUCAAAGGAUGAUUGGUGUUGUAUGGGAUGAUUCUAUUACAGAAUUACAAACAGUUAGACUUCUUCCUGCUGAAGAUAUCUUUUUACAAACACAAGCCUAUAAUGACUCAAAAUCCUCCAUUAACAAUAGUAGUAAUCAUGUUCCCAAAGACAGUAACAAUAGCACUGUUAAACCUUCUGGCUUUUUACAUAAAAUCAGGGAAAUUUUAAUGGGAUGGUAAAUUCCUUUCUUUUGUUUUCAACUUUAUGGAAUAAUAAUAAUAAUAAAAGAAAAAGAAAAAAAAAAGAUGAGACAUGUAUACACAUGUAUUGUAUUAUAUACAAGCUAAAAAAAAAGGAAAAGGAAAAUAUGUUAGUCUAUCGUUAAAGACAAAAUUAUUAAUGUGAGGGCACGCAUUUAUCUACUUUCUUAAAAAUAAAAAUAAACUUUAGCAUCAUUAUGUAUUUAUGUUCAACUCAC